Messenger RNA from Dentiscutata heterogama, 437 nucleotides. Lineage: Eukaryota; Fungi; Glomeromycota; Glomeromycetes; Diversisporales; Gigasporaceae. The record is from the annotation of a GenBank genome assembly.
UUGGUGGUCCUUUUAUUGCCGCAAGUGGACAUAUGCUCGGCGGAGCAUCAGCCUACCGUGAAUGCAUUAUUGUCAGCGUCAAUAAUCAAUUGACUCCCAAUUUAGAUGAAUUCAUAAAUGUAAUGAAAACACUUCCAGAUGGUGCAAGAGUUCCUAUAAGGUUUUAUUCUCUCUCCAAAAUUCAUAAAGAAUAUGUUACAAUUAUGAACGUAGAUCGACAUUGGCACAAAUUCCAAGUAGCAAUUCGCGAUGAUACCACCGGCUUAUGGAAUUAUAUUGAAAUGCCACCGCCUCCGGUCGUUCAUUCAUAUGAACCAAUAACCGCAUCGUAUCAAACUUUACAUACCUCAUUGGGUCCUGCCGGAAAAGUUUGGCCUUCGUUCGUGUUACUUGAAUACCGCCUACCUUAUCUAGUGGAUGGAAUGCUAAGAAAGCAG